Mangifera indica (mango) is the source of this 3258-nucleotide messenger RNA. Its product is annotated as putative disease resistance protein RGA1. The record is from RefSeq and is a predicted model, not a curated record. The transcript has 7 exons. The coding region runs from base 1 to 3258 and encodes 1085 amino acids. Lineage: Eukaryota; Viridiplantae; Streptophyta; Magnoliopsida; Sapindales; Anacardiaceae. Gene Ontology annotation, molecular function: ADP binding. Gene Ontology annotation, biological process: defense response to other organism.
AUGGAAGUCGUUCUUGAGCCUGUCGUCUCCGAACUCGUUGACGGGUUGUUUAAGAUAUUGGGGUCCAAAGAAGUGCGGGACUUUGCCCGGCAACUUGUUGGGGGGGUAGAUUCAGAGAUCAAAGAGCUGGAGAACAAGUUGCGGAUGGUUGAAGACCUUCUUCGCAAUGCAGAAGACAGGCAGCUGAUGGAUAAACGAGUCAAAGAGUGGCUUGACAAUCUUCAACAUUGGGCUUAUGAUGCGGAGGACGUAAUGGAUGAGUUUGCCUACGAAGCUUUGCGACACAAACGCAAGGCAGAACACCAGGCUAGCUACAGCAAAGUAUUUAGCUGUCUACCUGCUUCUUUCUCUAGUCCUUUGUUCGCUGUCCAGAUGGGGUCCAAGAUCAAAAAAAUCAAUAGCCGGUUGGAAAAACUUCGCCAACAAAGAUCAGCUGAACGUGAACUUCAAACGCUUCCUGGACUGCCACCAACUAACAUCGCUGCACCGCAAAAACCAGAGGAAACUUCAAGCGUCCCACUUGGACAAGUUUAUGGCAGAAACGAAGAUGAAGUCGAAUUACUGAAAAUGGUGAAAAGUGGUGCCAACUUUCAACUAAUAGCAGUUGUCGGCGUGGGAGGGAUCGGCAAAACAACAAUUGCUCGAGAAGUGUACAAUCACAAGGAGUUGGAAGAUAUCAAGUUUGACAAAAAAGCGUGGGUGGAGUACAUCGAAUGGGAAAAGCUUAAGUCUGCUUUUGCAGCUGGUGCUCUUGGAAGCACGAUGAUCGUGACAACACGCCAUACGGAUGUUGCACAAACAAUAAGAUGCUCUCAUACUUAUCAAUUGAAGCUUUUAUCCGACGAAGCUUGUAAAUCCUUGUUUAAGGAGCAUGCAUUUGGGACUGGUGCAGCUGCUAAUGCUGAUCAAGUUUCCAUUUCAAUUUAUGAUAGAGUUGUUAAAAGGUGCAAAGGCCUACCACUGGCAGCAAAGACCUUCGGUUGUCUUCUACACUCUAGGCCGAGCAAUACUUGGGAAGAAAUAUUAGAAAGCAAAAUAUGGAGUGCAUUUGAUGAAUGUGAUCACAUUCUCCCAACGUUAAAGCUAAGCUAUCAUUAUCUUCCUUUGAAUCUGAAAAGAUGUUUUGGCUAUUGCGCAAUCUUUCCUCAAGAUUACGAAUUUGAGGAGAAGGAACUUGCACUUUUAUGGAUUGCGGAAGGUAUUGUUCAACCAUCAAAUAAGCAACUGGAUGAGGCAGGUUAUAAUUUGGAAGAUUUGAAGAGCUUAAGUUUUCUUCAAGAGCUUUACAUUUCAAAAUUACAAAAUGUGACAAAUCCAAAUCAAGUACGGGAGCAAAUACUAAGUAAUAAGAACAAUUUAAAAGUGUUGUUACUAGAAUGGGAAUAUGAAGAAAACUCAUUGAAAGCAGAUGUAGAAAUGAAGCUACUUGACAAGCUAAAGCCUCUUAGCAAUUUAAAAGAACUCACAAUCCAAGGCUACGGUUGUGAAAGUUUUCAAUCUUGGUUAGGAGAUUGGUCAUGGCUUUGUAAUUUGGUGGUUCUUAUAUUAGAAGAAUGUAAGAGGUGCACGUCUUUACCUUCACUUGAAAUGUUGAGCUCACUUGAAGACUUAACCAUUAAAGAUAUGGUGGGUCUAAAAAGAAUAGAUUUUCGAACACCUUUCAAGUCAUUAAAAUUUCUUUAUUUUGAGAAUUUGAUAGAAUGGGAGCAUUGGGACAAUUGGAGAGAAAAUGACGAUAUUGAAAAUUUUCCUAAGCUGCGUGUGCUUUUAAUUAUAACUUGUCCCAAACUUACUCGAAAAAUACCUGAUUAUCUUUCUUUAUUAGAAAGAUUAUUUAUUUGGUUUUGUCCAAAGUUGGUGGUUUCAUUCUCAAAUUAUCCAAUACAUUGCAAAUUAGAAAUUGAUGAUUGUGAAGGAAUGGUGUGUAAUGAUGGUUCAAUUGAUUUUAAGUGGCUAGAUUCUAGAUAUCUUGCAAAUAUUCCAACGGUUGAAGAUAAAUUAAAGAAAGGUUCUCAAAGCGUAGAUCUUUUGAAGAUUGUUUGUAAUGAAGAGAUUAUAGAAUCAUGGCAAAGUUUGGAAAACAUCAAUUUCCUUUCUAAUAUAAAUUAUCUUGAGAUUAGGGAUUGUCAGAAUCUAAGAUCUAUUGGAAGGGGCAUGCUACCUUUAUCUCUAAAAUCACUGCGAAUUGACCAUUGUGAAGAGCUGAAAUUUUUGGAGGAUUUAAGUGUUUCUCUUCUUGAACGCUUAUGGAUUUCUGAGUGCGGAUCUCUCAAGUGCAUAUCAUUAGAUGGUCCAUUGCCUGAGACACUCAACCAACUAGAUGUUGGUGGUUGCAAAGCGCUGGAAACAUUAUCAUCUAGUAGAAAUAGUCUACACCAUCUUCCUUGCCUUGAGUCGAUUAAAAUAGAUGGAUGUCCAAAAUUGUCGGUGAGAGAAGGUGUUCCCACCAGCCUUAGACAACUCUUAAUUAAUGAAUGUGAAGAUGACAAGGGAAUGGGAAUUGAAGAACUCCCACAGCUUAAAUCCAUCUCAGACCUGACCAACCUCACCGCUCUUGAAAGUGGCGUCACCUCUCUUACAAAGUUGUACAUUGAGGAAUGCCAAAAGCUCAAAUCAAUUCCAAGUCUCAGCGGCCUCACCUCUCUUCAAGAGUUGACGAUCGCUACUCUCCCACAACUUGAAUCAAUCCAAGAUCUGAGCAACCUCACCUCUCUUGAAGAUUUACAAAUUUCCAAAUGCCCAAGGAUCAAAUCAAUUCCAAGUCUCAGCGGCCUCACCCCUCUUCAAGAGUUGAGGAUCGCUGAUCUGCCACAGCUUGAAUCAAUCCAAGAUCUGAGCAACCUCACCUCUCUUGAAGAUUUACAAAUUUCCAAAUGCCUAAGGAUCAAAUCAAUUCCAAGUCUGAGCAGCCUCACCUCUCUUACGGGAUUCAAAAUUGAGGAAUGCCCAAGUCUUAUAUCAAUUCCACAUCUCAGCAGCCUCACCUCACUUCAGUCUUUACGUAUUACAGAGUGUCCUCUGCUUAUAAAACGAUGGAAAAGUGUUACGGGAAAAUAUUCCUCAAAGAUUGCUCAAAUUCCUAAAGUUGUAAUAGAUGGAAAAUUCAUCUACAAUUUAAAGGAGUACGAAGUUGAUCGUCGGAGCUCUCUCUCUCUAAUUUUCCUGAUGGCACAGAUACGUCUAAUUCCAUCAAAGCUGAUGAUCAACAAGAAUAUCUCAAUGGUGGUUUGUCCAGAGGAUCUUUCAGUAACAGAUUAA